GUCAAUUACUUCCUGAAACAAAACGGUCUAAAAAUGCGGUCUUUUUUACCUGCAGUAGCUGAACAACUUUUACGAGACAUACAAAAAACCUAUCAGGAGACUUCCCAAAUUCCUGAUGACCUGCUUAUUGCGCUGAAGUUUGUCUUCGGGCCCUCUGCGCUGCAGGCUCUGGACCUUGUUGACCAGCACUCAGUCACCUGUGUGUCCUCUCCCAGUGGACGCAAAGCAUUUCAGGUAGUCGGAGGCUCAGGGCGUUUGUACACUUGCUUUGUGUCCUGUCACUACUGCCCGUGCCCGGCCUUUGCCUACACCGUGCUCCGCAGAAACGAGGGUCUGCUGUGCAAACACAUCCUGGCUGUCUACCUGUGUCAGGCCAUGGGUGUGACUCAGCAGGAGAGCGUGUCUGAUCAACAGAUGUCCAUGCUGCUCAGCGGGACAGCAGCCCCGUGACACCCAGACCAGACAACAAAAGACAACAACACAAAUACAGCAGGCAUCCAGUCGCCCACUCAGCCACAUGAAGAAGACUAACGCUGAGUUCAGACUGACUUCAGCCCUGCAUGAAACAAUGCAGCCUUCUCAUUCAUUUGGACGGAGCCGGUCUGGGGGCGCAGCAGGAGCGCCAACACUUGGCUCUGACAAAACAUAAAGAACAAAAUGCUCAGCUGACACUGAUGGGAAUGUAAUAGUUGAGACAUUUCAGUCAGUGGUGGCUCAACUGACAUUGGCAUCUAUAGAGCCACCCUGCUAGCAUUGCAAGCGACAAAACACAAAAACCUCAGUUAAGCUAAUUCCAAACAAAAACAGACAGAUCAGCUUCAAAGUCUUGGCAGAGCUACCAAAUUAAUUUUAAAGCUGGGGUAGGCAGUUUAUUUUGGUGUUAUAGGGCAAAAAUCUCACAUUAACCUUUGAGCAUAUUGUAAUUAAAGUGGUGUGAGAGAAAACUAGACCUCUGCACCUUUUCUUGGCUCUGUUUUCAGGCAGAAAUCUAGCUUGUGAUGGGACACUUCCGCCAGUCAAGAGUCAUUUCAGAGAGAGGACGUUCCUAUUGGUUCUUCUACAAAUGCAGAUGCAUGUGCAUGCCCCUUCUGUGAGAGCCUGAUUUACAGAGCACUGUAAAAAACUGUACACUGCAAAGCAACCCAAAAAACGAAGACAGACUUAUCAAAAGGAGAGUCUACAAGAGUCUGACAAUAAACAAAAUAAUACACAUGUCAGUAUCAGCAAAGCGUUUCAGAGAUGGAGAGAAAAUGUUGCUAAUGUUAGCCUUCUGCGAACGAGAGUCAAGGUUUUACAGCUGCACCUUGAAGCUCACCUUUAUGUAGCUAACAUUAAGUAGACCCUCCAUUCACAGUAGCCCUCUUUACACAAAGAUGGUGCUACGGGACCGCUACAAAGUCCCCUCUCUACGCCUCCUUUGAAUUUUUACACAGAACCAAAAGACGACAGCAUCAUUAUGCUCCAGUGUGCGCUUUAUAAACAAUAACAAUCAUUUACCAUCUCUCAUAUAUGGCGGCUGAUUUUGUUCUCUGCUCAAAGGGUGAGGAGCUCCCAAAUCUCAUUGUUUUGCCAAUAUGCAAACAUGUAUGGCUGCCGUUCGUUUAUUUUGAGUUAGGUGCUGACUGCCACCAGCUUCUUUUUGAAUUUCCCAUAGUGGGUCACACACAUAACAUGUCAUCAAAACGUCACAUCCGUCCUGCCUGUGGUCUCAUCUUAUUUAUACAGGCACCAAUUCCACCCUGUUAUAACCUCCUGAGGCGGCUUAAAGGCAAGACCACUCAGUCCCCUCAUUCCGCACUUGUACCAUAUGUACAGCACAGUGAGGCGGCAUGAGGCCGUGAUAUUCCCGUCUUGAACAGACAGCGUAAAAGAGGCUAGUGUGUCCUCUGUUUCACUCCCUGCAGCUACAGACCACCUUGCCAGAAGGAGAGAUGGUAGCUCUCAGAUCCCCAGUCAGCGGCUGCAGCAACCUGAAACCAGCCAGCUCUGAGGGAUCGUACAGCCUGGACUCCCUGCCAGAUCAACAAACUUUCUUUUUCUAUCGUUAUAAAGGUUGGACGUGGUGCUGCUGCUGUCCACCAGCCAGCAGUGACACCUGACGCUGGGGAAUUUGCUCUGGCUGAAUUCGAGCGAAUACCGCUGCCGACUGAGGUCCGUUUCAGUUGCCCUCCCCCCCUGAGUGCACAGUGCUCGGUACCAUUGGUUUAAGCACACAAAAUCCUAAUGUAUGAACCUUAGAUAUGUUUAGCUGAACUUGUAUCAUCACAGUGCAUCCUGGGGAGGAUAUACUCUGGAGCCAGUGGAAAUGACACCUCCAUUUUAAUUAACAAAGUAAAGCAGGACUAAACAGAUAAAGGGAGUUGUAUGCCACUUUGGUUUUCAUGUAAUUUCCAUUUCAAAAGGAAAUACAGUCCAACUGCAACACUAACAGAUGGGCUUAUUUAUAUCAUUUAAACCACUGAUUCCCAACUGGUAGGCCGCAGUCCAAAAGUGGGUCAUGUCAAGUUUGUUAAAAACACUCUAUUUUUAAGCUGAAAGCAGCAACCCUGCCUUCAUCAGUCAGACUGACUGAUGGGGAUUCGCUCUGUUUGUUUUCUUUUUUUAAGUGAUAAGUUAUAAGUGUGUUUGUGUUGUAACUAUUUGUUAGUUAUGGCAUUUUAAAAUGUAUCCUGGUUGUAUAUGAUUGCAUACUUGUACUGUAUGUAGAUACUGUGUAUGUGUUUUUAUAUUUUUCUGAUGUAAAGUCAUGUAUAGAUAUAUUUCUAAUUUCAUUAAUGUAAAUUCUGCAUCUGCGUUAUUAACUGCGAGCAUGAAUGUUAAUAAAAUCACACUAUUUUAAUGUUGCCCCUGAGCGUAUAUCGGCAUACUAUCAGCAAAGUAGCUGCUAUCUCAGGUAGUAUCUCACAUCCUGCUUCGCUUGAAUUCCUACAACAAACAUAUCGCUAAAAUUACACACGCCUCACUUGAGGUUUGAAGCCAGUCAACAUGUUUGUGCAAAUGUUUAGAUACUGUAAGCAGGCCACACUGAUGAAGCAUGCAGUGAAAGAAAGUGAAAGAAA
Epinephelus moara (kelp grouper) is the source of this 3059-nucleotide messenger RNA. It is a transcript of the gene zswim7, whose product is annotated as zinc finger, SWIM-type containing 7. The coding region runs from base 34 to 450 and encodes 138 amino acids. The transcript is spliced from 6 exons. The record is from RefSeq and is a predicted model, not a curated record. Lineage: Eukaryota; Metazoa; Chordata; Actinopteri; Perciformes; Serranidae. Gene Ontology annotation, biological process: double-strand break repair via homologous recombination. Gene Ontology annotation, molecular function: zinc ion binding. Gene Ontology annotation, cellular component: Shu complex.